AUGACACUUUUCCUCGGUCAUUUUCCACAUUUUAAAGAACAAUUUCUUCAUCUUCAAUCUGUAACAUUAAUCGAAGCUGGAAUUAAUACUUUCAUCGAUUUACCUUUAUCUGUUUCAUCAUUAUCAAUUAGAAGUUUUGAUACUGAUAAUUAUUCAAAAACUUACAUUAAUGUAAUAUUAUCUCAACAAACAAAAGUUUUAACUCAUUUAAAAAUUGAUAAUAAAGAUUUACAAUAUCUUAUUGAUACAAGCUUUCCAGCUCUUACUCAUUUGAUUAUUCUUGGAGGAGAUUAUUAUGGCCGUGAAUAUAUUGAUGUGUGUUCACCAUUGGAAAAUAUCGAUAUCCAUUCAAUAAUUCAACAAUGGCAAUGUUUUCUCACUCAUCUUUAUCUUGUUAUCGAUAAUAAAAUUCGAUAUUCGACAUUUAAUCUUGAUCGAUUCUCUCAUUGUCUUACGCGUCUUACAUUACACUUUCAUCAAGAUAUUCAAGUAUCAUUGGUAUGUCUUGAACGAUGUUUAAUUAAAUUGUCUCAACUGACAAAUUUUACUUGUCAAGCAAAUGGUUCAUGGGAUUUAAUUGAUGGUAAACAAUGGGAAAAAUUUAUUUUAAAAACACAAAUUCUUCGAUUUAAUUGCAAAUUCGAAUGCAACCUUAUUGAAGAAAUUUCAUCUAUACUCGAAUCAUUUCGUUCAUCAUUUUGGCUUAAAGAACGACAUUGUACAAUCGAUUUUUUCUCUUGUGAUAUUUAUAAAUUAAUUGCACCAGUCAAUUAUCGUUUCAAUCAAGUUAAAUCAUUGACACUUUCAGGUUCAUCAUUAUUAUCAUUGAAUAUUCUCUCAUUAAUUGUCGAUCUUCAACAAAUUCAACAUCUUGAUGUAGCUGAUAUUCAUCUCUUAUUACCUGAUGAACUUGAAAAUCUUAUUACUCAUACACCUCGUGUCACAAAUUUAUUAAUGAAAUUCGAUCCGUUAUUUAUUAUACCUUCACAAAUUCAUUAUCUCCUAUUGGAUGGUCCUGGUCAAUCGAUUUCUCUUGAUAGACUUUAUUAUACAAUAUCAUCUGUUAAAAGAUUGGAGAUAUCUAUGGCAUCAAAAGAAAUGAUUAUUGAUGUUAUUGAUCGAUUCCUUGGUUUGGAGAAUCUUGAUAUAUUCUUUGAUGAUGGUGAUCUUGAUGACGAUUCUAUGACUAUUUAUAAAGGUAUCUCAAAUGAAUGGUUAAUCCAACAUACGCAUCGUCUCAAAUCACAUGAUCUUACUUGUCGACAUUCGAGUGAAUUCUAUCCAUCGAUGUACUUAUCGUUUGGUGAUCGACGAAAAGAAAAUUUCGAUCAAGAUUAA
Molecule: messenger RNA, 1338 nt
Organism: Rotaria sp. Silwood1
Lineage: Eukaryota; Metazoa; Rotifera; Eurotatoria; Philodinida; Philodinidae
Source: the annotation of a GenBank genome assembly